GUGAGUUUCCGAGUUGAAGUUUAGCUGUGUGAAAAAAAGCUUUACCUCACUCACUCAUUCAUCCCUCCGUCUUUUUUCAACCACCUUUUUUCCACCUUUUUUUUUUCGACUCAGAAAACAGAGCAGACCCCCUUUUUCACGAGCACCCACAUAAAAAACCUCCCAAAAUAAUAAUCACCAAAAAAGGAAAUAAAUAAAUAAAACCUGUUUAAUGUUUAUGUUAUAAAUCAUUAGGUUUUGUUUGUUUUCCCAUUAAAAACCCCCAAAAUUUUAUCCUUUUUUCUUUAAUUUAAUUUUUAGCUUUUACUCACUCCCACCCAACUCAACUGACCUUAUCAUUUUUUUUUUGCUUUACUAAUGCUUUUUUAGUCUUAGUAUUUAGUUCCAGUUUUUCCAGAGUACAAAAAAAAGGGGCAUAAUUUGCUUCAAUCUUUUGUCCUUUUUCUUUUUUUAAAUCCCUUUUUUUCCCGAAGCUUACAUGUGAAGCAAAAAAAAAAAAAAUUUGGGGUUGAAUGAAUGAACCCAUCGUGAUCGAAUUUACUCUCUCAACUGCAAUUCCUUUGAUGGGUAUUUCUUGUUCUUUCCUUAAAUUAGUAAGAAGGAAAUGAAACAAAUGGGUUUUUUUCCUCUCUCCAUUUUCUUGUUAAAAACUUGAUCUUUUUUUGAGGUGGAUCCAAAGAGUUUUUUUAAAAGUGGGGGAGAAUGGAGGAUAUAGGGCUUUUUAAGCAAGGUUUUAAAUGGUUAGAAUCUCAGAAACAUGUUUAUUCCAAGGCCAAAACGGCGGUUACUUAUUGUAGAGAUAAAAUGGGGUUGUUAAUGGAGAGGCAUUGGCCAAUGGUUUGUAGUGGAUGUGUUGGUUUCUGCAAGUUUUUGAAGCUGGUUUUGGUUUAUUGGAUAGAUUGUUUAGUGAGAGGGUUUCAAUCGUGUAGCAGAUUGGGUUCGGCUUCUUUGCUUGUAAUAAUGUGGAGUUGUUUCCUUAGCUUGACUUCCAUGUCCUGCUUGCUUUAUGUGCUUUUAAGCAUGGGAGCUGCUGGAGCUGCUGUUCAGUACUUGGGUUACACACCUGGCCUCUUUAUUGUAGGACUGUUCGGCAUUUUGGUAUUAUGGAUGUAUGCUAACUUUUGGAUAACAGGAACAUUAUUUAUAGUUGGAGGUUAUUUGUUCUCCUUAAGCCAUGCGAGAUUGAUAGUCUUAAUAGCGACUGUGUACUCUGUGUAUUGUGUCAAAAUUCGAGUUGGGUGGAUUGGUGUUUUUCUAUCAAUAAACCUUGCAUUUCUAUCGAACGAUGUAGCGGAUUAUUUGCUGAAAUGUUUUGAUAACGUGAAUGAAAACAUGCACUUUGAAGAGCAAAAGGAACCCAAACCAGUUAUGGAAGAUGAUUUGCCCGGACAAUGUGAAUACUCUAUUCCCUCUGAUGAACCGCAGAAGGUGUAUUCAUGCAAGUCAUCGAGCACAUCUGCUACUACAUCAGUUAUAAACCAAAAGGAGUUUUCUGCGAAAAGGGUGGUCAAGGAAGAUACGAGUUCGACUGAUGAAAUGAAAAGAAUAUUGAAUAGCACGGAUCAUUAUGAAGCAUUGGGGUUCCCUCGGCAUAUAAAAAUUGACUCUGGAAUCCUGAAAAAGGAAUACCGGAAAAAGGCCAUGCUUGUACAUCCUGACAAAAACAUGGGAAGUCCUUUAGCAAGUGAAUCAUUUAAGAAACUUCAAUGUGCUUAUGAGGUCCUUUCAGAUUCCACGAAAAAGAAGGACUACGAUGAGCAAUUGAGAAAGGAAGAAUCCAAAACUAGGAGUGUCUGUCAAAAGUCCCAUAGCUCUACACGCCAGCAGGCUACUUCAGAUCACCGCUCUGAAGAAUCGAGGCGUAUACAGUGCACCAAGUGUGGUAAUUCACAUAUAUGGGUUUGCACAAAUAGGAACAAGGCCAAGGCUAGAUGGUGUCAGGAUUGCUGUCAAUAUCAUCAAGCCAAAGACGGAGAUGGAUGGGUUGAGUACAAAGGUUCCUUGGUGUUUGAUAGGCCUCAAAAAGCGGAAAUACCACGGGCUUUUGUUUGUGCUGAAAGCAAGAUCUUUGAUGUUUCAGAAUGGGCUAUCUGUCAGAGAAUGGCUUGUAGACCAAACACGCAUCGGCCUAGCUUCCAUGUAAACAUGGUUGGUUUAGAAAAGACCCAAAGAUCAAAGUCGAGCCGAUAUCCUUGGGAUUUGGAUGCUGAAAUGAUCGACGAAGAUGAAGAAGAAUUCGAGUUAUGGCUACAACAAGCCUUGGCAUCCGGUCUCUUUUGCGAAACCUCUAAACGUAGAAAGAGCUGGAGUCCGUUUAAAUUGCCUCAGAAGAAAAGUAAAAAGCAAUGGAGAAGAUCUUCAACCUGAAAAUCUGAAAAAGGGCAUUUUUAAUGAAGAAAUUUUCUCUGCUUUUCCUUCCAGAAGAGAAAAAAAAAAACACUAUACCAUGCCUCCAACAAUGGAGUAUAAUGGUGUUUUGAAGGUGGAAAGCAAAAGAAAAAACAUGGGGGCUGAUCAGCAAAAUGCCCAAGUUUUCAUCAAAUUUGGAGAUGAAAUCAAAGGAGAAAUCAAGAUCAAAAUUGAUCUGCUUGUAUAUUGAUCCAAAUGUCUGAAACAUUCUUCUACUUAAUUAUUCGUAUUCGAUAUUUAAGUUCAACAUAUAUUUAUAUGCAGUUAUGGUGGUAUGAUCGUUUAAAAAUUCAUA
This is a messenger RNA of Gossypium raimondii (Peruvian cotton), 2704 nucleotides long. RefSeq lists its product as uncharacterized. The record is from RefSeq and is a predicted model, not a curated record. The transcript is spliced from 9 exons. The coding region runs from base 703 to 2367 and encodes 554 amino acids. NCBI's taxonomy places the organism in Eukaryota, Viridiplantae, Streptophyta, Magnoliopsida, Malvales, Malvaceae.